AUGGCGUCCGACACACAAAUCACGGGCGUCGGCUUAGAUGCCUCCAGCGAGAAGAAAAUGAACGGCGAUUUGGAGAGCAAUAUCGACGCCAACAGUACCCGCAUUGAACCGGCAUCCAUCCGAGGCGCGGGGGAGACAGACAACGAGGGCGCUGUGGAAAUCAACUACCACACGCUCACCUGGUGGCAAGCCGGCGUCGUUUUAGUCGCCGAGACCGUCUCCCUCGGUAUCCUCUCCCUGCCCGGUGUCGUUGCCAACCUCGGCUUGGCCCCUGGUAUUGUCGUCAUCUUGAUCAUGGGUGCCUUUUCCACCUACUCUGGUCUUGUCAUGGGCGAGUUUCGUCGGCAAUACCCCUGGGUCCAGAGCUUUGGCGACGCGGGCGAGAUUAUCGGCCGGUCCAUUGGAAUGGGCAAGGUCUUCCAGGAGUUGUUUGGUUGGGCGCAGACCAUCUUCCAGAUCUUCGUCAUGGGCAGCCACUUGUUAACCUGGACCAUCUGCCUCAACACCCUCACCAGCAGCGCAGCCUGUACCAUCAUUUGGGGCGUCAUCGGCCUUGGCGUCUUCUGGCUUCUGAACACGCCACGAACCCUCCGCGCGGCCGGCUACUACUCAUUCGCCUCUUUCGCCUCCAUCUUCACCGCGGUCAUGGUCACCAUGAUCGAUGUCGGCAUCGAAAAACCGAUCGGCUCGACCGCCGUUGAGGUGUCACGCACUAUCGGGUUCUCAUCAGCCUUCCUGUCCGUCACCAACAUCGCCGUCGCCUUCAGCGGACAUUCAUGCUUUUUCACCGUCAUGUCCGAGUUCAAAAACCCAUCCGACUGGCCCAAGGCCCUGUUCCUACUACAAAUCUGCGACACCGUCCUCUACCUGGUCGUCUCCAUCGUCAUCUAUAUCUACGUCGGCCCAGAUGUGCCUUCACCCGCGCUCUCCGCCGCCGGCUCCACUGUUGUCCGCAAGGUCAUCUGGGGUUUGGCCAUCCCGACUAUCGUCAUUGCCGGCGUCAUCUACGGUCACGUCGCGGCCAAGUACAUCUUCGUCCGCGUUUUUGCCAACACCAAGCACCUCGCCACCCGCACCACCCUCGGUCGUUUCGGCUGGCUCGGUAUCACCGCCGCCAUCUGGACUCUCGCCUGGAUUAUCGCCGAGUCCAUUCCCGUCUUCAGCAACCUGCUUGGUUUGGUGGCGGCUCUCUUCGCCAGCUGGUUCUCAUAUGGCAUCCCGGGCAUGUUGUGGUUGUGGAUGCACUACGGCAACUGGUUUUCGAGCCCGAAGAAAGUUGUUUACUUCUCGCUCAAUGCCAUGUUAGUGUUGAUUGGCGUGGUACUAUGUGCUUUGGGCCUGUGGAGUACGGGCGAGGCGAUCGCGAAAGAUUCGGGGACAACGCCGUGGUCAUGCAAAAGCAACGCUGCUUAG
This is a messenger RNA of Dichotomopilus funicola, 1413 nucleotides long. Its product is annotated as transmembrane amino acid transporter protein-domain-containing protein. NCBI's taxonomy places the organism in Eukaryota, Fungi, Ascomycota, Sordariomycetes, Sordariales, Chaetomiaceae. The transcript has 2 exons. Bases 1 to 1413 code for a protein of 470 amino acids. Gene Ontology annotation, biological process: amino acid transmembrane transport. The record is from RefSeq and is a predicted model, not a curated record. Gene Ontology annotation, molecular function: L-amino acid transmembrane transporter activity.